GGCACCACCUUCAACCCUCUUAUUAGGAGACGCGAAGUCUGAAGCACUCGCUCUCCCUGGCUUCCUACCUGAGUGAGGGAGGUUAGGCUGACGCCUUCUAGAGAAAAGAUCUUGUUAAACUUUCAAGGGAGGGCAACGGGAGGGAAAGGCGAAAGGAAGGAAAGACAGAAGGAGAGAGAAACAAAUGGGGCUUUUUCUAAUCUGUGCUGAUCAAGGAGAACCUGUAGGGGUCCUUAAGGAGGUUUCGAGGCGUUCCGAGUGAUUGGAAAGUAAUCACCGUGUCAGCUUCACCUUUCUCAUGCAAAGUGGAUGUCGUAUGCGAGGCGGAUCCUGCCCAGGUUUUUUUUUUGGUUUUUUUUUUUUUUUCAUUUUUAUUUUAUUUAUUUUAUCCUUGGACUCAGCCGCCCCCUGAAAACCCCAGCUGCUCCAGCCCCAGGAGUUCCUGCUAAUGCGGGAGGAGCGGAGCGGAGCAGGCACACAGACAACGCACGCACACGAGCCAGCCCUGCUCUGCAAAGCGCCGAAGAGCCGACCUAUUGCAAACCCAGACCAGAGGGCGGCGAGACGGGGCGCGGGGGGGGGGGGGGAUUUUUCAGGCCCCCCUCUUCAAUGGCUUAGAUAUUUCCUCCUCCUCCUCCUUUAUUCUGCACUCGGAUAAACCAAUCCCCACCUCUCGGCAAGAAAGUACGGAGCUGGGACCCGUUGUAAGGAGAGGAAAAUCCCUGGAGAAACCCGCUGCACCAAAAAGCCGCCCGAGACACGUGCAAGUUGAAGCAGUGAUCGCUCGGAUCUGCCCAGACCCAAACUAGUCCGGCGUCGCUCUGCCUGCGCUUCGGGGAAGCAGCAGCGGGGAGGAGGCAGAGGAGGAGGAGGAGGAGGAGGAGGAAGGGUGCUGGAAAGACGCAGCGCAAAAGUGGAAGCCCGGGGAAAAGAAAGUUGCCGGGCUCCCCGCAGUAAGUUUGGCGCAUCUGUGCGUUGGGGGUGCUUUCUCUUUGCCUGGUCGCUCGCCAAGUCGCCCGCCCCCCCGGCGCCGCCGGCGGGGCCGAUGCGGAGCGGCGCCGGGCGCUGAGCGGGGCGGGCGCUGCCCGCGGCCGCGGCCCGGGCUAUGCUGACCGGCGCGCCGCCGUCCCCCGCCGCCCAGCUCCCUCGCGAAGGUCGGGGGCGAUGCGGUCCCAGGCAGGAGCCGUGCGGCCGCUGAAGUGACUCCCGCCCGGCCCCCCCCCGCCACCCGCUCCCCGCCCCGCACGCCCCCGGCGCCGGGCGCCCGCGGGAGGGAGCCGCGCUCCGGCCGCACGCGUGGCUGGAUGGCCGCCUGCGCCGCCGCGGCCGCGGCCGCCGCAAUGGGGCCAGCGACGAGGAACUUGGUCCGGAGGCUGCUGCCGCUGCUCUGCUGCCUGACCGGCUUCUGCGCGGGGAUAAGCUCCAUAGACAUUGACCGCCCCGGCGACGGGAGGUGCCAGCCCAUAGAAAUCCCCAUGUGCAAGGAUAUAGGGUACAACAUGACGAGGAUGCCUAACCUGAUGGGACACGAAAACCAAAGGGAAGCUGCCAUUCAGCUGCACGAGUUUGCCCCCUUGGUGGAGUACGGUUGCCACAGCCAUCUGAAAUUUUUCCUCUGCUCCCUCUACGCCCCGAUGUGCACGGAGCAGGUUUCCACGCCGAUCCCAGCCUGCAGGGUCAUGUGCGAGCAGGCGAGGCUGAAAUGCUCUCCUAUUAUGGAGCAGUUCAAUUUUAAGUGGCCAGACUCUCUGGACUGCAGCAAACUGCCCAACAAGAAUGACCCCAAUUACCUGUGCAUGGAAGCCCCCAACAACGGGUCGGAUGAGCCGCCCAGAGGAUCCAGCAUGCUGCCACCCAUGUUUCGUCCACAGCGGCCCAGCAGUGGCCACGAUCUGCAGCAGCAUAAGGACAGCCUCAGCAGGACCUCCUGUGAAAAUCCUGGCAAGUUCCACCAUGUGGAAAAGAGCGCUUCCUGCGCACCGCUCUGCACUCCAGGGGUUGACGUGUACUGGAGCAAGGAUGACAAACAAUUUGCCGUCAUUUGGAUUGCCAUCUGGUCCAUUCUGUGCUUCUUCUCCAGUGCUUUUACCGUACUCACUUUUCUGAUAGAUCCUCAGCGUUUCAAGUACCCCGAGCGGCCCAUUAUCUUCCUCUCCAUGUGCUACUGUGUCUACUCAGUGGGGUACAUUAUUCGCCUCUUUUCGGGUGCUGAAAGUAUUGCCUGCGAUAGGGACAGUGGCCAACUCUAUGUCAUCCAGGAAGGACUGGAGAGCACUGGCUGCACCAUUGUGUUCCUGGUUCUGUAUUACUUUGGUAUGGCAAGUUCCUUGUGGUGGGUAAUCUUGACUUUAACGUGGUUUCUAGCAGCUGGGAAAAAAUGGGGGCAUGAAGCGAUUGAAGCAAACAGUAGCUACUUCCAUUUGGCAGCGUGGGCCAUUCCGGCUGUGAAGACCAUAAUGAUCCUAGUUAUGAGAAGGGUGGCUGGAGAUGAGCUGACAGGGUUGUGCUAUGUUGGAAGCAUGGAUGUGAAUGCCUUGACGGGGUUUGUACUCAUUCCUUUGGCUUGUUAUCUAAUCAUUGGCACUUCUUUUAUUCUUUCUGGUUUUGUGGCCCUUUUUCAUAUCAGGAGGGUGAUGAAAACAGGUGGAGAAAAUACUGACAAGUUGGAGAAACUUAUGGUCAGGAUUGGCGUCUUCUCAGUCUUGUAUACAGUGCCUGCAACUUGUGUCAUAGCUUGCUAUUUUUAUGAAAGACUUAAUAUGGAUUAUUGGAAAAUUGUGGCAACUCAACAGAAAUGCAAGAUGAACAAUCAGACUAAAAAUUUAGACUGCAUGAUGAAUAACUCUAUUCCAGCAGUAGAAAUUUUUAUGGUCAAAAUCUUUAUGUUAUUAGUUGUGGGCAUUACUAGUGGUAUGUGGAUCUGGACUUCCAAGACUCUUCAGUCCUGGCAAAAUGUUUGUAGUCGAAGAUUGAAGAAGAGAAGCAGGAGAAAACCUGCAAGUGUUAUUACAAGUAGCGGAAUCUACAAAAAACCUCAACAUCCACAGAAAACUCACCUUGCAAAAUACGAAUCGACAUUACAGCCACCCACUUGUGUGUGACCAGGUUUUAGAAAAGACUAUAUCUCACCUUACAGACUUACAAAUGUCAACAGUAGCGGUCAAAAAUUUAAAAAUAAUUUUAUUGUCAGAACGGUUUAAUAUCUCAAGGCAAAAAAUGUAUCACGCUGAAUUCAGGACCUGGUGAAAAACUGAAGGUAAAUGUACUUAUGGAAAGGUUUUCAGUGAAAGAAAUAUUGUAAAUUAAAACAGUCUCUUCUGUUACUAAUUUGUAGUUAAGUACUUCAUCCAGGCCUCAGAUUUAUUUUUCAAAAAAACACCAAAACCCAACACCCUAUUUAACUUUUUCAUGUAGCUGAGCUGGAUUUCCUACAGGUUUCUGAGUAACAAGGUAUGGUCAAGUUUUAUGGAGCAAUGAUUUGAUUUUAAAAGGGCCCAAGUGAGCAUUGUCUCUUUAGGGAAACUAAGGUCCCAAAGAGGCCUAUCCUCAGUAAGUAUGCUAUCUGUGAAAGCAACUUCCGUGCUAACUUUUUAUAAAAAAGAGACAGAGAGAGAGAGAGAAAUCCUUUACAACUCAUCUCAGCCUAGCGGGUUUGGAGUGCCUAAAAAUAGGUUCAAUCUAUAAUGCUCACCAAUAUUCUUUCACUAAAAAAGAAACUUCCUGCACCAGACACAAACUUUGUGAAUAAGAAUAAUGUGCAAUACAUUUUUUUUCUUACCAUGACAUGAAAAGAGAAACAAGUAUUUUGCUGUACAUAAAGACAACAAAAGAAAUCUCUUAACAAAAGAACUAAGAGGUCUAGUCCUCAGAAACCCUUUAGUGUUACAUUUUGUGGCUUUUUAAUGGAAAUCAAGCCAAUGUUAUACACGUUUGGACUGAUUUGUGCAAAAAAAAAGGGGGGGGAUCAAUUCAAAGAGACCCAAAGGGCUUAUUGACUCUUUCUAUUGUUAAACAAAUUCUCACUAUGAAUAGAUCAAGAAGCACUAGAUUCUGCAAAGGGAAGCUUUGUAUAAAGUGAUGCUCUUUACUGUGCUGGGGGUGCACAGUUUUGUGCUGUAUAUAUUUGUAAUAUACAAUUAUUUUUCAUGCUCCACUAUUUUAUUAAAAAUAAAAU
Molecule: messenger RNA, 4174 nt
Organism: Aquila chrysaetos chrysaetos
Lineage: Eukaryota; Metazoa; Chordata; Aves; Accipitriformes; Accipitridae
Gene: FZD10
Product: frizzled class receptor 10
Exons: 1
Coding region: 1305-3101 (598 amino acids)
Biological process (GO): non-canonical Wnt signaling pathway; canonical Wnt signaling pathway
Cellular component (GO): plasma membrane
Molecular function (GO): Wnt-protein binding; Wnt receptor activity
Source: RefSeq, a predicted model, not a curated record